Hypoxylon trugodes is the source of this 447-nucleotide messenger RNA. RefSeq lists its product as uncharacterized. The coding region runs from base 1 to 447 and encodes 148 amino acids. The transcript is spliced from 3 exons. NCBI's taxonomy places the organism in Eukaryota, Fungi, Ascomycota, Sordariomycetes, Xylariales, Hypoxylaceae. The record is from RefSeq and is a predicted model, not a curated record.
AUGGCACCCCAUCGAAAGGCGCCUAGCCCGACCGAAAGUGAUUCAGGUUCCGAAGUGGAUUUGAGUAUAGAUCUCCAGUACAAGCCGAGUUCAAGUAUUCCGCAGGCUAUGGAAAACAUUGACAAAUGGAAGUCGAAGCGAUCCGAGAUCCAGAAGGGCAUCGAAAAAGACUACGUAGAUAAAUUGACGGUUCUGAAGAAUAAGAUCAAGGCAUACUAUCAAAAUGAGGCGCAAAAGACUUCCGAUCACAGCCAACAGCGAGUUGAGAGGCUGAUCGCAGCACUGGAGAAACGCAUUGCAUGUGAAGAGAAGAUCAGCAAACGAAUUGAUUCGCUCCGAGAUGAUUGUGCUCACAUUGCUAUGCUGGUAGAUGCAAUCUACACUGGCCGCAAAGAAGCCGCCACUCAGUCAGCAAAGACUUGCAAUCCUAAUCCACCCAAGGAUUAG